This is a messenger RNA of Akanthomyces muscarius, 1665 nucleotides long. RefSeq lists its product as uncharacterized. The transcript has 7 exons. Bases 1 to 1665 code for a protein of 554 amino acids. Gene Ontology annotation, molecular function: poly(U) RNA binding; poly(A) binding; mRNA 3'-UTR binding. NCBI's taxonomy places the organism in Eukaryota, Fungi, Ascomycota, Sordariomycetes, Hypocreales, Cordycipitaceae. The record is from RefSeq and is a predicted model, not a curated record. Gene Ontology annotation, cellular component: ribonucleoprotein complex; nucleus; cytosol.
AUGUCUUAUUACCGCCAGACUCUGCACGACGUCGGCAUGGACGGAAAUUCUGCAGUUGCUGCUUCCUAUAUUCCAGCCCACGGGCGCGGGCCUCAUACCUCUCAUCUUUCUGCUCACGGUGAUCCCAACGCUAUGCUCAAUUCAUUUGCCAAUAUGGGUCUCGGCGGCAUGAACAUGCCUAGCGGCGCUGGUCCUGUUCCCAUGGGUCCCGGUCAUGGCUUCAUGAUGGGCUCCGAUGGACAGUUCGUUAUUGCACCAAUGUCCAGUGCAGGCCAACAUCUCAGCAUGGGCCACAACAACGACGCUCACUACCAGGGCUUCUCGAUGCCGCAUGGUGGCUACGUUGCCCCAUACGUCGGCGUUCCUCUUCCCCUUAUGCCUUAUACUCCUGGUCGUGCUAAUGCUGGUCACCAUCGUUUGGAGAGAGGCCAUUCAGAUGUACCUGGUCUUGAAAACCGUCGCGGCUCGUACUCUACUACCGAGUCGACUCCCGCCACUCCGUUCUACGGUGCCGUCUCCCAGCGCGACAACGGACCUCGCGUCGCGAGCCUUGAUCGGUCUGCUUACACCACCCCUUCACCUCAGCAGAUUGGACUCCCGAAUAUGCAUAACGAUGCCCCAAAGGCAACCUUUUCUGCCGUUGCGGAAGCUGCCCUUGAUGAACUUCUCAAGAAGGAGCCCGCCAUCCCCAAGGCUGUUCCCGCCGUUUUCACCCCGCCGAAUCAGAUGAAGUCUGUUGAGCAGAGUCUUGAUAAUAGAAUCCCCGGCAACCGCAAUGUUUACAUCCGUGGUCUGCACCCGACCACUGAUGACGAGCUUUUGUUCCAUUUUGCGUCUCGCUUUGGCGGUGUCGAGACUUCCAAGGCCAUCAUUGACACUGGUACUGGUGCUUGCAAAGGAUUCGGCUUCGCAAAGUUCUUUACUUGCGAAGACUCCGAGAUGUGUAUUCGAGGCUUUCACAAGCUCGGAUACGAAGUGGGAUUUGCCCGGGAGUCUUUCAACUCUCGCCUGAAGGCCGAGGGUGACGAGGGGUCUACCAAUUUGUACAUCUCUAACCUACCCAAGACCCUGACUGAAGUGGAGCUUGGAACCAUCUUUCUUGGCUACACCAUUCUUUCCAGCAAAAUUCUACGAGACAGUAUGGGUAACAGUCGUGGCGUCGGCUUCGCUCGCUUCGAGACACGCGACGUUUGUGAUGAAAUCAUUAGAAAAUUCAACGGCGUUGGCAUUGGCGAAGAAGGCUUGCUGAUGAAUAUUCGCUACGCCGACACUCCAUCACAGAAAGAGCUCAAGCGAGUCACUGCUGAGCGCCGUCAAUUUCGCACCAAUGAAUACAACAUCGGUGCAUAUGGUACCCCGUUGGUUGGGUUGAACCCAACUUUAUACAAUCAACAGUCGCAGUGGCGUCGCUCCAUUCCGCAGUCACGGAGUGGCUUGUCAGCGUCCUCGAACGGCGAUAGCAGUGCCAUGAGACACUCGGGUGCCGCACGCGGCCUUUCCGAGGCGGCUACAAGCUCGAGCACGGACGCUGCUAUCUCUACCCCCACUACUUCCGAGUUCGAUGAGGGCACGACGAUUCACGCCGAUCCUGCCGCAGCCGCUGUUGUGAAGAAAGAGAACGUGCCGACUUCGCCCUCUCUCACCAAGAAAGAGCCGGCUCACUAA